CUCCCCUUCUUGAUCCAGCCAGGGACUCCCUCCACUACUCCCCGGUCGCAUCAUUUCUUUUGUUCGCCGUCGCUCCUGGAGCUUUGAUUAAUUCUUGAAGUCCGUUCAUCGGCUAUAAUCUCCAGUCAUCAUGGCUCAUCGUAUCGUCACUCAAGUCGUCGUCACGGGCGCCCGUGUCUUCGGCAAGGCUUUCGCCGAGGCCUACAAGCAAGCCCAAGCCUCCUCCAAGUACGCCGCGCAGACGGGCAAGAAGGUCGGCGCCAGCAUGUCUUCCGGAUUGACUCUCGACGAGGCCUGCAAGAUUCUCAACGUCAAGCCCCCGCAAAACGGCGAGGCCAACCUGGAGCAAGUGAUGGAACGAUUCAAGAAGCUGUUCGACCUCAACGAUCCCCAGAAGGGUGGUAGUUUCUACCUGCAAAGCAAGAUUCUUCGGGCCCGGGAGAGGUUAGAGAUGGAAGUCCGACAGGCCGAGCGCAAGAUGGCCGAGGAGAAGGAGCUGCGCGACGGCUGGAAGCCCAAGGUAUAUAAGGACCGGUGAAUGCGUUUCUUUUUACCUAUAGCACCCGGCUCAACUUCUUCAGGAAUGAUUGAUUGCUCUCGGGCUGCCAUCUGGGAGUUCUUACGUUUCGAUCGAUUUAAGCUUGGCUCUCAUCAACAGGGUCGAAGCAUUUGCACCGACCAUCGGAAGCCCCUCUUAACGAUC
Messenger RNA from Aspergillus costaricaensis CBS 115574, 703 nucleotides. Its product is annotated as import motor complex subunit PAM16. Gene Ontology annotation, biological process: protein import into mitochondrial matrix. The coding region runs from base 131 to 538 and encodes 135 amino acids. Lineage: Eukaryota; Fungi; Ascomycota; Eurotiomycetes; Eurotiales; Aspergillaceae. The record is from RefSeq and is a predicted model, not a curated record. The transcript has 2 exons. Gene Ontology annotation, cellular component: TIM23 mitochondrial import inner membrane translocase complex.